Molecule: messenger RNA, 1114 nt
Organism: Carica papaya (papaya)
Lineage: Eukaryota; Viridiplantae; Streptophyta; Magnoliopsida; Brassicales; Caricaceae
Biological process (GO): ubiquitin-dependent protein catabolic process
Cellular component (GO): nucleus
Molecular function (GO): ubiquitin protein ligase activity
Source: RefSeq, a predicted model, not a curated record
UUCUUUCCGUUUCCCUUCCUCGUCAUUUCUCACUUUCAUUUCUCUCUACUCAUUUUCUCUUACCUGAUUUCUCUGCUGACCUAGUCUAAUUUCGUAGAGAAAACUGGAGCUUAAUUAUUGAUGAAGAUGGGUUUUGGAAAUCACCAAUGGCGUGGACCCAGUCUUGUCUGCCCACUAACUCCGAUAGGUAGGAUUUUGUAGGUAGGAGAUUAGAUUUACAGUUCUCGCAGGCAUCCCUGUUUUGAGGUUUUGCGUACAUAUAUAAAUAGAAAUGGCUGGUAUGUUACCUGGUGUUGAAUGUGCACGAAGGAGACGGUUCCAUCAGAGCGUGGCAUGUUCUGAUUCGUCUCCUUCCCUGGCGGCUCAUGGUUGGACGAGAAGGCCUUCCUUUUGUCUCUACAGCAGUAAUCGCGAAACUCAUCACAGCUCUGUUUCUUCCUUGCCGAGGCUCAAAUCAAACCAGGCGUAUUCUCAGGACGAGAAGCUGGGAGAAAUAGCCAGAGAAGCCAAAGAAAGAUUGGACGAAAGGCUGAGGACACAGAGAAAAUUAGACCCUAAAAGGAAGAAGAACAUCGAUGAGAAGUUAAAAGUUGCGGACGGGAGAUCCACGGCGGCGGUGAGGGAGUUGCAGACCGAGGUGUUUGGAUUAAAGAAGACUGGUACGAAAAGGUCUACUUGGCCUAAACUGAUAAGCUGGAAGGCGAAAGAGCAGGAGGAGUGCGCCAUUUGUUUAGAAAAGUUCAAAGGUGGUGAGACUUUGGUGAACCUGUCAUGCGCCCACAGGUUCCAUUCGCGAUGUUUGAUGCCAUGGGUGGAGAAUCAUGCUCAUUGCCCGUUUUGCAGAACGGAGAUCCUGUCUUGACUCUCUGGCUUUCUCUCUGUUUCUUCCUGUACCGACAAACAAAUACUCGGUGAGUCAUGGGGGUUGGGGUGAUCGGAAAUGGUUCUUUUCUUAAUUCUCUGUGAAUGAUUUUGCAUGCGAUGUGGAAAUUUGAUGCGUAAAAAGUGUUGUAUUAUUUUAAUUUGUCUAACGUGCUGGGUGUAGAUUCUUUGUUCAAAUAUAUACAUACAUACAUAUAUAAUUUCAAUUUGAGAUUUGGAAGACACAGGAAAA